UGUUACCUAGUGGAAUCACAGGAAGGAUGACGUCACGGACACGUCAGAAGCGGCUGGGGAUUCAGCAGGGGCGUCAAGUGUGCUGAGAGCAAAUAAAGGACCCCCCCACCCCGCCUUUAUAACACAGUUAUUGCGGUUAAAUAAUUUCACACUGUGUAUUUGAUUUGGGCUCUCUUUUUUAAUGACGUGUUUUCUCAAUGAAACAUCGCCCAUGCAUUUGCUCUAAAUCGCUGUAACCCCUGACAGACACCGAUGAUGACACAUUGUUUUUCUUCCUUGCAAUGGAGUGAUUUUUGCGUUUCAUUUUCAUUUCAGGUUAGACAUCUUUGCAGCGCGUGCAUAUUAAAAUACACUAUUUCUUAAGGUGUGUUUGAUUUUUGCAGAGACACAACCCUUGAUUUCUUUGAAUUAUAUAUAUAUAUAUAUAUAUAUAUAUAAAAGCUAUUUUGCAUUUCAACCGUUAUUCCACUAAAAGAAGGGAAAAGUAACAGCUCAUUGAACACACAUUGACUUAUAGCUGGCAGCACCAAAGAUGACAAGUGAUUCUGAACCCAACCAAGAGUCUGAUCUCAAAUCGUCGGAUUCUGCGGUGUGGUUCCACAGCUACUUGCAUGGAGGAACCUCCAGCCUAUUCUCCACCAUGACCACCAUCGUCACAUUCCCAUUUUACAAGACUGUAUUCCGGCAACAGCUGCACAGCACCUUAGUACGGCAAGCAGUGGCCCAGUUACUCAAAGAAGGGCCACUGAAACUGUACCGUGGUGUGGCUCCACCACUGCUGAUGAGGACCCUUAAUGGAACUGUGUUGUUCGGCCUUCAGGAUACCUUCUUACAAAAGCUCUCCCUCUGUCUCGUACACCCUCUUCCCGGGAGUGUCCUCCCAGCUUUGGCCGGUUUAGGUGCAGGUGUGGUGGAAGCUUUGUUUUUCACCCCUUUCGAACGUGUGCAAAAUGUGCUGCAAAACAGCAAGAAUGACAGCAGCCUUCCUACUUUAAAAAGUAUUUUACUCAAACUAAGUUCGAGACCUUUAGCAUCAGGGUACUACAAUGCAUUGCUGCCCAUACUCGUCCGGAAUGCCUUAGGAAACAGCCUCUAUUUUGGCCUAAAAGACCCCAUGUCUAAUACUCUUGGGGCUUGUGGCUUUCCCCCCGUUGCGUCCUCCUUUAUGUCAGGUGUUAUAAACUCAAUGGUCAUUAGUCUACCUCUCUACCCUCUCUCUGUACUGGUGGCCAACAUGCAGGCACAAAUAGAUGGUGAAGGCAGGGGAGUAAAAAGCAGUUGGCAGCAGCUCUGGGUGGCCCGUCAGCGCAGCCUGGUUCUUCUAUACCGUGGAGGUUUCUUGGUGAUCUUCCGCUCUUGCAUCACCUGGGGCAUCACCACUGCCGUAUACGACCAGCUGGAGAGACACUCGAGAUGAUAGUCAGUGCCAGAUACCUCAUUUUUUCAUCUUCUCAGGUUAAUAGUCGAUCAAUAUUAGAAGUAUUCCUUGUUUUACACAAUCAGCUUCUCAGGUCAAUACUCUUUUGCACCAAACUGUAUUUGAUAGCUGAAGAUUUUCAUUUUGCAAUGAUGUCAAAUAUCACAGUAUGCUUGAAGUAUUAAUCGAUGUGAUGCACAUAAUGAGGCACGAAUUAAUAAGUACUGUAUGUACUGUAUAAGCGAUGUUAAGGAAUG
Molecule: messenger RNA, 1674 nt
Organism: Myxocyprinus asiaticus (Chinese sucker)
Lineage: Eukaryota; Metazoa; Chordata; Actinopteri; Cypriniformes; Catostomidae
Product: solute carrier family 25 member 53-like
Exons: 2
Coding region: 533-1417 (294 amino acids)
Source: RefSeq, a predicted model, not a curated record